Egretta garzetta (little egret) is the source of this 5690-nucleotide messenger RNA. RefSeq names its product CLN8 transmembrane ER and ERGIC protein (gene CLN8). Gene Ontology annotation, biological process: lipid homeostasis. The transcript has 3 exons. Bases 1234 to 2082 code for a protein of 282 amino acids. The record is from RefSeq and is a predicted model, not a curated record. Gene Ontology annotation, cellular component: endoplasmic reticulum; membrane. Lineage: Eukaryota; Metazoa; Chordata; Aves; Pelecaniformes; Ardeidae.
GGGGGGGGGGAAGGCUGUUGGGAUUCCGCCUUCUUGUCCGUCUUGUUAGGUCUGGGGCCGCGGGGCGGGCGUAGGCCCUCGGACCGGGGCUGACAGUUGUGUCCGCCGUCCGUCCGUCCGUCUCCCCCCGGCUUGGAGAGGGGCACCUGCGAGCAAAGGCCAGGGCGAGCAGGUCCCUACGGGAUCUGGGUUGCGGUGGGAUUUGCUGCAGGGUGAGGCACGGCAGGAGCAUCUCACGGGGGGCUCGGUGGUCGUUGUGGGUUUAUCACCCAGCUCCCACCGAAAUCCCAAACACACUGUGAUUCUGAGUAUUUACAGGCUGCCUGUGGGUCUAGUGGUCGUGCUGAUAUCACCUAAAUCAUGCAUAAAAUGAGCUGGCAUUCAAACACUUAAGUAUUAUCUGGCUUUUCCCUCCCCACAAACCUCUGGUUUUGAACUAUGGUCUGUUGGGGAAGUUUCAGCUAACUUGAGGCACUUACUACUGGGUUGUUCAGUUAAUUAUGCUAAUGUUGUUAAUAAUACAUGUUAAUGUUGCUUGUCUGCAUUCCAGACUGUUCUUGCAUUUUUGGAAUUUGUUUUCUGUUGGAAAGUGGUUUAAUAUUCAGAAACUGAUUGCAAAGUCUUAUUUUGAGGUAUGAUCCUGAAAGCCCUUUUCUGUGAUCCUUUACUGGAUUAAGUUUUCGUAGUUUUAUGUCCUGGAUCUGUAUUUGAGAUUAUGAAUUGCACCCAAACCCAUAGGAAGUGGUGGAAAACCAAGUGAGGGAAAAGCAGGCGCGUAGGAUAACAACUGCACACUGCUGCUGAAGUACAAGUUUCAUAAGGAAGAAAACAGGUUUUGCUUCUUGUAUUUUUCUCUUUCCUCUUUCUUGCCUUCCUACUUUGCCCUCUUCAGCUUUUGCUUCAGUGCAUUACUUUGUACUAGUACAGAUUUUUCAGGCCGAUUUUUAAUCUUAAACACCUCAAGUAUUUAUUUUUUUUUUGUCUGUCUGUCUACCUGUCUUUGGGAAGACAAAGUCGUACUGCAGUGGAAGUGAGUUCUCUAUGGUUUAGAAGUUACAUAUGUGGAUGACUUAAAAAUUCAUUUAAUUUUUUUCUCCUUGUUCCAGAUGAAAAAGAAGAGUUCAUGGUUUCUGGUGUGCAUAAUAGCAGAGGCUGAGUAGGCAUAAAGGAGACUAUAGCGUGGGUGAGAAGUAUUGAGCCCCUUGGAAGGCUUUGCUCUGUAAAAAAGAAGAAAUGAAUCCUACAAAUUAUGAUGGGACCAUUUUUGACUGGGACUAUCUCUUAUGGGAAGUUCGUUUGAUGUUUUUAGCUGCUGGUUUUUUAAUCUACUUGGGAGUUUUUCUUCUGUCUCACUGGUUGUCUUCAUGGACGAGUACCACUUACCGUGCCUUGUAUGCAAAGGAGAAGGUGUUCUGGAACAUGGCGGUCACACGUGGUGUGUUUGGACUUCAGAGUUGUGUUGCUGGGUUAUGGGCUUUGCUCAUAGAUCCUGUUUUUCAUGCUGACAAAGUGUAUUCACAGCAGAAGUGGAGUUGGUUUAACUGCUUAAUAGCUGCUGGAUUUUUCUUGCUUGAAAAUGUAGCUGUUCACAUGUCUAACAUUAUUUUUAGAACAUUUGAUGUGUUCUUGGUAGUUCAUCACUUGCUUGCUUUUGGUGGCUUGGCUGGUCUAGUCAUUAAUGUGGAAUCUGGACAUUAUCUGCCUUUAAUGGGAAUGUUGCUGGAGAUGAGUACUCCCUCAACGUGCAUUUCCUGGAUGCUUCUAAAGGCUGGCUGUGCUAAUACCUUUUUCUGGAAGGCGAACCAGUGGGUGAUGAUCCACCUGUUUCACUGCCGCAUGAUUCUUACUUACCACAUGUGGUGGGUGUGUAUCUUCAACUGGAAUUCUGUGAUGGAAAAUCUGGGACUUACUCAUUUUAUUGUUUUAUUCUCGGGAUUAUUUGCCGUUACACUAAUACUUAACCCAUACUGGACAUAUAAAAAAACUCAUCAGCUCCUCAGCCCAACUGACUGGAACUUUGAAAAUAAGGCAGUGGAAAAUGGAAAAUUAAAUGGUGAAACACAUCAAAAGAAGAGGAUAUAACACUGAAACACCUGUUUCCUAGUAGGGUAGUGGAAGAAUAUGAUGCCAAGUAGUUCUUUGCCCAUGAACUAGAAGCUUUUGCAAGAAGCUCAGUAACACAGUGAUUCCUUGCCUGUAGUAUUCUAUAUGCAUCAGAAGUAUUUAAAAGCAUUGUUUGUGUUUCAUAUGUACAUACACAUAAGAACUUCAACUUCUUAGUUAUGAAUUACACCAACAGUUUUGUCAGGUUGGGCAGUAUUUAAUGAUUUAGUAGUGACAUGCUCUAAUGGUAUCCUUUGUCCUAAUGCUUCAAAGUGGCUUUACAGUUAAUUUGCCGAUUAAGCUCAGCUUGAAUCAAGUUUAGCUUGAAUCCUAUUUCACAGAUGUCAGAGAUACUGGUACUGGAUAUCAUGUUAAGUUGUUUAUUAAGAUCAAUUAUGACCCAAGUUAGGUAUGCAUGGGUACUUCGUUCCUGUGUGCCAUUAAAUCAUUCCAAGUGGCUGAAUUGGUCAGUGGUAGAAUACAGUCAUGGCUGGGUUUGGGGGUUUUUUUGGUUGGGGUUUUUUUUGGGUUUUUUUUUCCUUUUAAGUGCACUUGAGGAAAAUAAUUAUUCUGAGUGUUCACCGUCAAAGUGAGUUGUAGUUUCCAGGUUGCCCUCAGUAUGGGCGGUGUUCAUAUCCACCACAAACAUACAUGUGGGGAUGCCUGCACUCGUUACACUGCUGGUCUAGCUAGGUGAUCAUAGUGGUCCCUUCGGACUUUAAAUCAGUGAAAUACAAGAGGCAAUGACAGAGCGUUUGAUUCUGCUUCAUUCUUGAAAAGAUAGCUGGUGGAUUGGUAAAAUUAUUUUCUGUGUAGGUCCCACAUGAGCGGUCAUGCAAUUAGUUCCACUAGUGUUCCUGUUAUGGUUCCUCUUAUUUUUGGAUAUUAGAGGGUUUUAGAAUCUGAGGUGACUCAUCUGUGGAGGAAAGUCCAUAUCGCCUCCUUUAGGAGUUCAGUUCUUUUAGUAUUUUUAUUUUACUUCAAAGAAAGUACAAAGUGACGCUAACAAUCCUUUGCACUUCAUCUGCCACAUCACUAAAUCUUUCCUUGACCUAAGGAGUAGCGUUGCUUUUUUAGUCAGCGGCUUAGCAAAUUUUGGUAGAUGUUCUCCCACUUAUAGUAUUGGUCUGAUGGCUCCUGCGUGAAGUGUUGGACAGCGGGUGAAGGUAUAAAGAUCACUAUAGAAAAGAGUGACGCCUAGUGGCAGGAGAAUGACAACGAUAUUAAUUAGUUUUGGUGCACUGAACUAGCAAGAUAAAAAGCCCAUUAUUUGAAACUUUGUCAUGCAGUGUGACAUGACUGCUACACAGAUUUAUUUUCCAAAGUAAUAAGACUGGGCAAGCCCAAGCUGUGAAGAAUUUUAGGUCAAGGCAUGUGUUAGAGGCUUUAUGUACUGACCUUGGUGGAGCAUAUUGUUUUAAACCUGUAAAGGAAGCACUGUUUGGUGUAAACAACCCCAUUUUAUUAAUUUUUUGGUGGGAAUGUCUUUGAUUUUGUUCUUAGUGAAGGGAGGAAGCUGGUGGUCAGGUUGCUGUGUUCCCUAAUUCACUCUGUGUGAGCACAGAGUUGAAGAGCUGCUCUGUAAGGGAGAGGAAACCUUUUACUGUUAGGUCACAAACAUAGAGCCAGAUCUUGUCGAUAGUGAUGUAGUGGUGAAUAUCUGAAAUUGCCCCUUCAAAACUAGGCUGAGAGGGUCAUAGUAGUUUUACACAGCAACCCUAUCUAUUGCCCUGCUGGUAUUCAGUAGAGAAAAUCUAAAUUUUGUGCUACCUUCUGAUUUCUGAGCAGCCCAGAAUGAGGUUGCAGUGUUCGGCAGUGUGGCCUGUCUGGACACCAUCCUAUAGAAAAAAAGGUUCUCUGAAAGCUGGAAAUUUUAUACUUCUCCUGAGGGGUUGUGUGAGAGCGAGUAGUGUUAAAAGUACUUUAGAAGAAAGCAGAGGGAUGAAUUCCUCAGAAACAGAGCCCAAAUAUGUGAUCCAAAUACACAUCUCGCAGAAUCCAAACCUCGCUUUGCAGGAGUUCCAGGGGGGAAGGCAGAGGAUAAGUCACCAGAUAUCAAAAUGAUGGUGUGCUCUAUGCAGCUUAAAACAUAAAGGUUUGGAUUCGAUAAAAUGAGGCAAUAAUUAUAAAACUCCCAGCUACAGAAUGCUGAAGAAUCCUAAAGGAAAAUGGAAGCAUCAGAAGAGAAAUAAAUUUGGGCCAAGUGUGUAAUUCUUCUAGUGGCUGGCUAAAGGAGGCGAAGUUUCUAUGUGCUAAAACAAAAGAAUAUGGAGAGUUGGGGUUAGUAGUGAAUUUGGGGCUGAAAAAAGAGAUUAGUUGUGGUCCAAGCAGAGAGGUGGAUAGUUAUGUCAGUGGCACCAGACUUCUAAAGUUUAAUAUUUUGUAUUAUUAAUUUGUGUAAUGUUAUUAAGUGGAUUUAAAAUCCUUCAUUAAAAUGGGUUUUUUAUUAUAAUAAGGUAAUCUUUUUAGUAUGCAUCUCAGUGUGAGUUUUUUCAUGCAGACUGUUAUGGCAUAUCUCAAAUCUUUUGCAUGUCUGAACUAUAUAAUUAAUAAUACCUAAGAGCACCUGUUAAACACUGCUACACGUGCUAGAACAAGAGAGCUAUGCAAUGAAGCAAAUAACAGCACUCAUUUUAUUUCUGUUGGUUUGGCGGGCGAUGGGAUGCUUACAGCCCAGCUAGAAAUAUAACGGGACAUAAAAAUACAGACAACCUUUCUUCUUCAUCUUGAUGGCCUAGAGUUGGAGUUACCAGUUCUGUCAUGCAGACCUUUUUUGUUUUUUGGUUUUUUUUUUAAAUACCUGAAUGUUUUCUUCACUGCCUUCUGGCUGCUCCCUCCAAGUGGAUUUUCUGGUUUCUGACUGUCUCAUUGUUCUGAAACAAGACCGAAAAAGUUCUAUAACCGAGGGUUUUGGUAUCUACUUACUCUUACAAUGAAGUGCUGCUUUUCAACCCAAAGGUAGACUAGUCACAGUUUGUUUAUAAAUUUUGUUAAUGCAAAACUAAUCCCAGUCCUGUUGGGCCUCUCAGAUCUGCAACCCAGUGUAGCAAAAUUCACAGUCAGCUUCAGAAGUGGCUGGAUUGGGUCACAGGGUGUGCUGCUGCCAUGAAUGGGAAAAUUCUUGCAUACUGUAUUUUUGGGUGAAUUUUUUUGUUUGCCUAGGUGACUCUUGGAGACUUCAUCCUGCUUUCUUGUUGGACAAGCUUACUCAGGGAGUGCUGGUUUUGUCACCUUUCUGGCUGAAGCUGUCUGAAAAAGAAACCAAACAAGCCCAAAACAAACAACAAACUAUGAUGGAGUACUGGUCACAGUCGUGCAGCAGACACAUCACCACGCUGAUGUCUUUGUCUAAAGGUUUUCAGCACGUACUGUUGGGCCCUUCUUCCACUAAAUACCCAUGUCCAAAUCUUUCAGGUUUUUUUGCUUUUUCCUGAUAACACUGAUUAAAUACUGAUGUCGUGUACAGUUAUGAGACACCUUUCUUAACCUCAGGGAGACUCCCACUUAAAGUGGAUUUAGAAGUGUUAAGCAAAUUCAAGCCUGCUCUUGUACAACAUAAUGUCUGUUGAAUGGUACGGCGUCUUUAC